AUGGGUAUCUCACGAGACUCUCGCCACAAGCGCUCUGCCACCGGUGCAAAGCGCGCCCACUACCGCCAGAAGCGUGCUUGGGAGGCUGGUCGCCAGCCUGCCAACACCAAGAUCGGUGCCAAGCGGAUUCACACCGUCCGCGUCCGUGGCGGCAACACCAAGUACCGUGCCCUUCGUCUCGACUCGGGCAACUUCUCGUGGGGCUCUGAGGGCGUCACCCGCAAGACCCGUGUCAUUGCCGUCGCCUACCACCCCUCAAACAACGAGCUUGUCCGCACCAACACCCUCACCAAGUCCGCCGUUAUCCAGAUCGACGCUGCGCCAUUCCGUCAAUGGUACGAGGCUCACUACGGCCAAUCGCUCGGCCGCAGACGGCAGGCUAAGCAGGCCAAGGAGGGCGAGGAGGUGAAGAAGAGCAAGAGCGUGGAGAAGAAGCAGGCCGAGCGCUUUGCCGCCCGCGGCAAGGUCGACUCCGCUCUGGAGAAGCAGUUCGAGGCCGGUCGUGUAUUUGCUGUUGUCUCGUCGAGGCCUGGCCAGUCCGGUCGGUGUGACGGUUACAUCCUGGAGGGUGAGGAGUUGGCUUUCUACCAGAGGAAGCUCCACAAGUAA
Molecule: messenger RNA, 609 nt
Organism: Pyricularia pennisetigena
Lineage: Eukaryota; Fungi; Ascomycota; Sordariomycetes; Magnaporthales; Pyriculariaceae
Exons: 2
Coding region: 1-609 (202 amino acids)
Biological process (GO): maturation of SSU-rRNA from tricistronic rRNA transcript (SSU-rRNA, 5.8S rRNA, LSU-rRNA); translation
Cellular component (GO): cytosolic small ribosomal subunit; ribosome
Molecular function (GO): structural constituent of ribosome
Source: RefSeq, a predicted model, not a curated record